GUCUGUAGCAGAAAAGCUCAGGGCGAGUUUAGACAGGUCCAAAGAAGGUAAUCUUAGUUUUAUAGCACAGACUACAAAAAACGCAUAUUAGACUAGUAUUUUAUGUGAUUUAUAUAUUCUUUAUUAAAUAUAUAUUUCUAUUUGAAACUUGGUACAAAACGAGUCGAGAGAACCGCCAGGAGGCAAAAAGAUUAAUACCGGCAAACAAAGACGCGCUUUCUCUCUCUCAGACUAAACCUCACCACUCGUUAGUUAUGAGUCAUGUGGCCGUUGAAAAUGUACACGGUCUAGAUCAGCAGCUUGCUGUCCUAGACUUGAACUCUGAUGCCCAAGGAGGAGGCACUGGCAGGCGUUACAUUCCUCCUCAUUUAAGGAACAAAGAUGCUUCCAAAAAUGAUUCUGCUGGAGGAUGGGAUGCUGGACGUAGCAAUGGGUUUGAGAAUGGUUGCACUGAUGGUAGAGACAACCAUGUAAAUGGAGGCAAUGCUUUUGGCAGUCGUGGUCCGAUGCGUAAUGAUCGUGGAGGCAGGGGAGGCAGUUACAGAACAAGGGGUGGUAGCCCAUACAACUCUGUUCAACCUGGACCCAGCUCUGGUUUUGGCUACGACAACAAAGAUGGAGGUGGUUGGAAUGCCUCUAAAGAUAACGCUUACAAUAGCUUUGGUGGGCGUUCAGAUAGGAAUAGGUCUGCCUUCACUGAUCGGGGCUCUUCCAGGGGAAGGUAUGAGCGUGGUGGUUUUGGUGGCGGAGGAAACAGUCGCUGGGUUGAUGAUUCCAGGGAUGAGGAGGACUGGUCCAAACCUCUGGCUCCCAAUGAAAGACUUGAACAUGAGCUCUUCUCCGGAAGCAACACUGGAAUUAACUUUGAAAAAUAUGAUGACAUUCCUGUGGAGGCCACUGGCCAACUCUGCCCUCAACACAUUGAUAGUUUUCACGAUGUUGAAAUGGGUGAGCUCAUUAUGGGCAACAUUAACCUGAGUCGCUACUCGCGUCCCACUCCUGUCCAGAAGUAUGCUAUUCCAAUUAUUAAGUCCAAGAGAGACCUAAUGGCGUGUGCACAGACAGGAUCUGGUAAGACAGCUGCUUUUUUGCUGCCAGUGCUGAGUCAGAUAUACACAGAUGGACCAGGCGAAGCCUUACAGGCUACAAAGAACAGUUCCCAGGAAAAUGGUAGAUAUGGACGCCGUAAGCAGUACCCCCUCUCUCUGAUUCUGGCUCCAACCAGGGAACUGGCCUUGCAGAUCUAUGAUGAGGCCAGAAAGUUUGCGUAUCGUUCGCGGGUACGCCCAUGUGUAGUGUAUGGAGGAGCUGACAUUGGCCAGCAGAUCCGUGACCUUGAGAGAGGUUGCCACCUGCUGGUUGCCACACCUGGCCGCCUGGUAGACAUGAUGGAGAGGGGCAAGAUUGGUUUGGAAUAUUGCAAUUUUUUGGUUUUGGAUGAAGCCGACAGAAUGUUGGAUAUGGGUUUUGAACCACAGAUCCGCCGUAUUGUGGAGCAGGACACUAUGCCUCCUAAAGGCCUACGCCAAACAAUGAUGUUCAGUGCAACCUUCCCUAAGGAGAUCCAGGUCCUGGCACGUGACUUCCUAGAGGAUUACAUUUUCUUGGCUGUUGGGCGUGUGGGCUCCACCUCUGAGAACAUUACCCAGAAAGUUGUGUGGGUUGAGGAGAGCGACAAAAGAUCAUUUUUGCUUGAUCUUCUAAAUGCCACAGUCAUACCAAGCGAGGGUCAAGACAAUGCUGGGGAAAGUGGAGAGAAACCUGGUAGAGACUCUUUGACUCUGGUGUUUGUGGAAACUAAAAAGGGUGCUGAUGCACUGGAGGAAUUUCUGUACCACGAGGGUUAUGCCUGCACCAGUAUUCAUGGGGAUCGUUCACAGAGAGACCGUGAGGAAGCUCUCCACCAGUUCCGCUCUGGAAGAUGCCCAAUCCUUGUUGCUACAGCAGUAGCUGCACGUGGUCUGGACAUCUCUAAUGUGAAGCACGUCAUUAACUUUGACCUACCCAGUGACAUUGAGGAGUAUGUUCAUCGUAUUGGGCGUACUGGUCGCGUAGGCAACCUUGGUCUUGCCACGUCAUUUUUUAAUGACAAGAAUGGCAACAUUACCAAGGACCUUCUGGACAUCCUGGUCGAGGCCAAACAAGAAGUCCCAUCCUGGCUGGAAAGCCUGGCAUAUGAGCACCAGCACAAGGGAGGCAACCGUGGCCGCUCAAAGAGUAGGUUCUCUGGCGGGUUUGGAGCCAAGGAUUACCGUCAGACUAGCACCAAUACCACUAGUGGAGGCUUUGGAGGUCGUGGUAGCCGCAGUGGCCAUGGUGGAAACCGUGGAUUCGGCAGCACUAAGGGUGGAUUUGGAAACUUCUACAACAAUGAUGGUUACGGUGGAAACUACUCGCAGGUGGACUGGUGGGGAAACUAACUGUUACCACACAACUGUACACCUCUCCACUCCCCAUGAUCAGUGGGUCGCCAUGGCAAACUCACUGAAUGGAAACCACAUGUAACUUAGCCAGACUAUCAAACCCUGUGUAGCUUUCAAGAUCUCUACAGUACAUUACCACCUGUGAUUCUCUGCCAAUAUCCUGGAUUAAAAUGCACCACUGACUGUAGCAGAUUGGUGGGCUCUGGGAUACCUUAGGAUUUGACCACAAAAUGAACCUCUAGAUUUGCUUGUCACCUGCCUGAUUUGGAUCUCAUGACUUGUAUUACAUUACACUGCAUUGCUUUUAAUGAGAAUCAUUUGUUAAUGUACUGUGCCUUUAAAUUUACAAUUUGUUGUUUUUUUUUACCUCAAAACUGGGAGACUUUUUUUCUUUUUUUUUUCUUUUUCUUUUUAAAUAAAUAAGACAUGAGGGAGCUUGAGCUUAAUCAAACCUUGGCAAACUCCAGGAAGACUUUAGAACCUUGUUUUUGCUUUUGUUUAAAAUCUGUCACAGGGUCACAAGGCUUCUUUCCUAAAUGUGCCUGCCCCUUCUAUAUUGGAUUUUUUUUUUUUUUACCCUCGUCAUGUGGGGAAUACAAAUCUUAAAAUCUUGCUCACUCUAUCCUGGAGACAUGCUCCUAAGGGAAGUGGUAGUUGUCUGCUAAAGAAAUACCGUUCCAGUUUUUUGUCUUAGCAAUCAUGUGGCCAUUUGUGAGUGACAUGAACUUCCGUUCAUACAAGUUUUUGGAUUUCUGACUCUCCCGUGGGAAUCCUAACAUUUUAAGCUAGUUAUGCAGACACCCUUUUAAAGGUGUGGAGAUGUAUUCAUUGUUAAUUAAACCUUUGUGGAAGUGAUAAUACUAAUUGCAAAGGAUUACAUGCUGGGCUCUAGGCUACUUCCAUAUUAAAACGUUCAAAUGGCUACAUCUAGGACCACAAUUUCAGAGUGGACUGGCCUUAAACGCCAAGCCAGUUUCUGCAGUAAUUUGCAUAUCCAGUGUUGUUGUUUUUUGGUCAAGGCGAUUCUGACAGAUUUGUGCAGCAGGCUAUUUUAAUAACGAAGGACAUCCAAAUUCUCUUUUUAAACUCUUCCCAAGCUGCAUUGAAUUUUAAAUCGACAUCUCAGACUUGCUCAUGGAACAGGAGUCAGGACUGGAAGGCUGGAAGAAAAAAAUAAACGCACAUGUUGAAAAUGCACAGGGUGUAGAAAGGCUAGCAGUAAAAUGUUUGGCAUUUUUAUUGUUUUUCUGGUGUUUUAGCCAAAGUGUACAGUACUCUUCCUUACAUUACAACUGUUAAUUUGCUGCUUGAGCCAGUGUUGUGGAAAUGAACUAAGCCAGAGCAGCUGGGCCCUCUCCUUCAGCAGGUGAGAUGUACAUGGUAAACUUGAUAUUACAUUUAGCUGAAGUGCAAUAGAUUUCCUCAAAUGUUGUGCCUUUGAAAUUUAAAGAAGCUUGGGUUGAAAUGGUGAAUCAUAGUGGAUGUGUGGACAGUAUUUUGGUAACUUAAAAUGAGUGGUGCUAUUUAGGUCUAGACCCUUCUAUGUUGUGCCCCUCAAGUUUUAUGAAGUUAUUUUAUUGUGCAUUGAAAGUUUUAUAUAAGGCUCGUGUGUCCGUAUGCUUCCAAUAUUGUGUGUUGACCUGUAAAAAAAAUGCAGCUUGUUUACAAAGGGAAGGGUUCUCAAAAUAUUCAACAGGAAUUGAUUUGGGACCAGGGACUCGGCAAUCGGGGAAUUUAGCUAUUUGCACACAGAUCACUAGAUUCUACUUUUUGCUGCUAGUUUGUGUAAUUUAUUAAGCAUUUUUGAAAAAUAUUUAUUUUUAUAAGCCUAAGUGAUAGUAACUUGACCAAAAGACAGUACAAAAACACUGGCACUUGAAUGAAUGUCAUCUGUAUGUGUGAAAUUUCUAUUUUUUCGGGGUAGUGUGAGCUUUUUUUAAUGUUUGGUCAUUUUGAAAUCUUUCAAAAUCCUCAACUGUGGACUUGUGGCCAAAUAUUCGUUUAUGUAAUUGGCAGACAAUUUAGAAAUUAACAACUAUGCCAAGGUUUGGACAGAACUUAAAACACUUUUGGUGCAAUUAAAACACAGUUUUUGUUUUCUUUAUUUCUUGAUUUUUGUUUACUCCCUUGGUGAGUGUCUGGCUGAUUGCAAUCUUAAGGAAAAACAUGUGGUUCUUCUCUGUUGUGUUUGCAGGACUUUGGUAUUGGAAACCUUGUUCUCUGACUGGUUUGGUGCUAAAUUCAGUCUUAAUCUAAGUUUAAAUGUGCAUUUGGGCAGACAAACACUUUACCAAACCAUGAUCGAACAGGUGCCCUUAGCGUUAGAAAUUUGCUUUAUGUACUAGUUUAGAUGCUGUACUCUGUUUACUGUACAAUUUUUAUCAAAAUAAAGGCACAAAUGGCAGUUA
Trichomycterus rosablanca is the source of this 4831-nucleotide messenger RNA. It is a transcript of the gene ddx3xb, whose product is annotated as DEAD-box helicase 3 X-linked b. Bases 255 to 2420 code for a protein of 721 amino acids. Lineage: Eukaryota; Metazoa; Chordata; Actinopteri; Siluriformes; Trichomycteridae. The record is from RefSeq and is a predicted model, not a curated record. Gene Ontology annotation, biological process: gamete generation; cell differentiation. The transcript has 19 exons. Gene Ontology annotation, cellular component: nucleus; P granule. Gene Ontology annotation, molecular function: RNA binding; RNA helicase activity; ATP binding.